AUGCGCGACUCCGCUCUCGACAAGCUCUUCACAGUCUCGCUCUCGGAUGACUACCGCACCUGUGUAGCCCAGUUACAGUACCAUGCGGCGAAGUAUGAGCAGGCUAGUGAGUUCAAGGAGGAUCACCACAAGUACCUCCGCGGCCAGAGGAAUCGGAGCCGCUCCUCGAAUAAUUAUUACCUUCCAGCAUUGAGC
Messenger RNA from Sordaria macrospora k-hell, 195 nucleotides. Lineage: Eukaryota; Fungi; Ascomycota; Sordariomycetes; Sordariales; Sordariaceae. The record is from the annotation of a RefSeq genome assembly.